Messenger RNA from Macrosiphum euphorbiae (potato aphid), 381 nucleotides. Lineage: Eukaryota; Metazoa; Arthropoda; Insecta; Hemiptera; Aphididae. The record is from the annotation of a GenBank genome assembly.
AUGUUUGUUACGUUAUAUCCGUGGUACUAUAUGCCUUCGAGUGUGCAUAAAGUGUUAAUACACGGUGCGGAUGUGAUACGAUUUGCACCACUUCCAAUUGGUAAACUAUCGGAAGAAGCACAGGAAAGUCGAAACAAGGACUAUAAGCAAUACAGAGAACAUAAUACACGAAAAAACUCUAGACUCAAUACCAACGAGGAUUUGAUACAUAUAUUGCUAAUUUCUUCAGACCCAUACAUUUCAUCCAUUCGUAAUGUGUCAAAAAAAUAUGAACAGGAGUUAUCAGAUGAUGUAAAAAAAUUAUUGAUAAUACCAGAAUCAGAAGAAGACGAAGAAAGUGACAUAAAUCAAUCCUUUUCAGAAAUCAGUUUGACUGAUUAA